Messenger RNA from Vigna umbellata (rice bean), 2455 nucleotides. The record is from RefSeq and is a predicted model, not a curated record. NCBI's taxonomy places the organism in Eukaryota, Viridiplantae, Streptophyta, Magnoliopsida, Fabales, Fabaceae.
UCAUAAAACCUCGAAUGUUCAAGAAAGAGGUUUAUGAGAGGGUGCUCCCCGAACACCGGAGAAGUUUUCUUUCAGAGUGAGCAACUCAGCACAUGCAAUGGAGUUUCCUUCUUCCUCCAUCUUCUCCCCUCGCCCCUCAGACGACACCGUUUUCUACGCCAUAUACCCUGACUGCCCCACCGCUACAGCCACCGCCACCGCCACCGCCACCGCCACCGCGACGCUCCACUCCCUCCAUCUCCAAAUCCUCCAAACAAUAUCCCCCUUCACCCAAGACUACAUCUGGCAGCACCAACCCUUCACUCUCUCCGUUUCGACUCCCCCCAAUCCCUCUUGCCCCUGCUCCUCCUCAUCCAACCUCCCCCACCUCCACGGCCACCUCCGCUACGGUGACAACCUCGACGACGAGUGGUUUGCCGUCUUCCUCCUUUUCCAAAUCUCCAUCCGCUUCCCCUCCCUUUCCCUCCGCCUCUGGGACUCCGACGGCGACUUCCUCCUCAUUGAGGCCGCCUUCCACCUCCCUCGUUGGCUUAACCCCGACAGCUCUCAUCACCGCCUCUUUCUCCGACUUGGAAACCUGCACAUCGUUCCCCGCGACCGCCUUCCCCACCCCUCCCUCGUCGACUCCCUCGCCUUCGUUGCCAAUUCCGGCCACGAAUCCCUCGCCUCCGACGCAAUCCAGCGAGCCGUGAAGAAACGCAUCGAGGACUAUCCCGAGCGCGCCAGGAGGAACAUGCAUAAGGUUAGGGUUAGGGUUCCGGUAUCCGUGGCUCGGGUUCUGAAGCACGAGCCGCGAUUGAUUUCACUUGCGGUGGAGGGGUUCUACGACAGGGAUGUAGACACGAUGAAAUUCGCAGCGAGUAUGGAGAGGUUCGUGGAGAGAGGGGCAACAGAGGAGUUAGUCUGCGUUUCGGUGACGAUGUCGAGGGCGAUGUACGCGCAGUUUGUGCAGCAGCGGUUUCAGGCUCCGAAGUGUUACCCGACGAUGCCGUGUCGGGUUGAGAGGGAGGGGUUUGUGGAGGCGGAGCUGGGGAUGAAGAUAGCGUGUGGAUUGGAGAUGAUGUAUCAGCAGCGGAAGCGUGAUGGGGUGGAAGGGCAAGGGAGCACUUGGGAGGCGUUUAGAAAGAGCUUGGAGAACAGUGGCUACUUCCAAGGGCUACUUCCGGGUUCCUCUGAGUAUCAGAGAUUGGUGCAGAGUGCUCAAGAGUAUUAUAGGAAUACUUCUCUCCAUUCCCAGGCCAGUGAGUUGAUGAAUGCUCCUGUUAGACGUAUAGAUGAAAUUCUUGCUCUGCCCCACUCAGUGGACGAUUUUAGGGAUCAAGAGGUUCCUCCAUCUGAUGAUGAUUCCUGGCUUUAUGGCGGAGAGGAAGAAUUGAACUCUGUUCUUAUGGAAAGACAAAAGGAGAUGGAGCUAUAUGACUUAAAACACAAAAAGAAAGGGAAAGCAAAAGAGGAUCAAGAUACUAGUCCAUCAUCUGCUUUGAAUGCUGACGAGUUUGAUCCUGGAGAUAUAGCAAAGACCAUGCAGUCAUUUGUCCAUAAGUUGUCAAGUUACAAGGGUGCUGAAGCUCCUGAGGACAGGAAUAUGGAAGUGGACAUUGAUGUAGACCAAUUUAUUAAAGACAUGGGAUCAAUAAUGAAGUAUUCAGACAAUGAAGCUGCCAACGGCAAUAUUGAAGAAGGAUCAUCCUCUGACCCGGACUUUGAUGAUUCUGAGAGUGAUGUGGGAGAGCUGGGGGAGGACGAUGAUGAUACUUUCUUGCGGAGCUAUUCUGACGCUAUGAAUGAAGAACUAAAGGCAACCACCCUUCAGAAAAGUUUUGUUCGUGCUAAUGAACAGAUUCCAGAGAAUCAGGGAACAUCUAAUGCAUCAGAACAUAAUAUGGACGAUGAUUUUUCUCCUGUAGAUGUGGAUGUAAAUUUAGUAAAAAGCAUUCUUGAUUCCCUUUCUUCCCAACAAGGCCUUCCUGGUCCUGCUUCUAAUUUGCUCGGCCUCAUGGGGGUGCAGUUACCACAAGAUACAAAGAAGGGCAAUUGAAGAUACUGAAAUAUUUAUCUGGGUUUAAGUUUUGGGAUUCUUCAAUGAUAUUCAUCUGGAUGGCAUGUUUCCCAACCUGCUUACUAUCCUUUAUUUUUUUCACGUUGGGUAUGAACCUGCUUAGCAGAGGGCAAUGGGAAUGCUUGCUAGUAAUGGUGUAACUUCACCAGGUUUUGGCACUUGACAAGGGAGGGCUUGCCUCCAGAGAAAAGCAAGAUAACGUUCAUCUGUAGCUUGUUUAUUGGAUGUAACAGGUAACAGGUGGCUAAGUCUACCAAAUUGGGAAUUGGCUUACAAUGUUACAUGGCAAAUUUAUUUUUUAUACUUUUGGUUUUUGUCAUCCACUAUUGACAGUUGUUGAUUCCUUUGUUCCUUCUUUUAGGGUUUAGUGAGUAUCAUCCAAUACUGUUCUAGUCA